Molecule: messenger RNA, 2511 nt
Organism: Puccinia triticina
Lineage: Eukaryota; Fungi; Basidiomycota; Pucciniomycetes; Pucciniales; Pucciniaceae
Exons: 14
Coding region: 1-2511 (836 amino acids)
Biological process (GO): protein deubiquitination
Molecular function (GO): cysteine-type deubiquitinase activity; protein binding; zinc ion binding
Source: RefSeq, a predicted model, not a curated record
AUGGCGCAAUCUGGCCUCCAUCCGUUGGCUGCACUCCUGAACCAGGUCAAUUUGCCCACCGCUCGCUCUGUCGUUUACCGUGAGGAAUGUACCCAAUGUUUUGAUUCGCAGGACAGCCCAUCUGGAAUCGAUGUUUGCUUGACUUGCUUUAACGGUGGAUGCGUACAUUUCAAACAUGCCUCCAAUCACGCCCAGAAGACCGGCCAUCGGCUUGCUAUGAACGUACAACGUACCCGAAAACCAGACUCGCAUCAACGCAGCCCUUCUGCUGAACCCCCACUCAAGAAAUUGGCAAUCACCGAGCAGACUGAAGACCAGUUCGACACAAAGACAUUGCUGGUUCAUUACGCCUCUGCCGAUGAGAGAAAACAAUUCGCAUUUUCGGACGUUGCAGAACCGAAAAUCGAGCAAGCUGCUGCGGCCAUUCUAUCGGCGUCGUCCUCGGCACAAGCUAGCGAAGUCAAAGCUUGGGAAGAAGAAAUUGAAACCUGUCGCCACGUUGUUGACCUGAGCCAAGACCCCAACGCAGCCCCGGUUGCGCAAGCUUCAGCCACCUGCCAUGCAUGUGAACUGUCUUCCAACCUUUGGUUCUGUCUCCAAUGUGGCUCGCUGGGUUGCGGCCGACCUCAGUACGGCGGAUCGGGUGGAAACGGCCAUGCACUUCAGCAUUAUGAGCAGACGGGCCAUUGUGUCAAUGUCAAGAUGGGCACCAUCACCGCGGAGGGCACUGCAGACCUUUAUUGUUACAGCUGUGAUGAUGCUCGAGCGGACGAUCGUUUGCAGGAACAUCUCGCCCAUUUUUCCAUCGAGAUCGCUAAGCAAGAAAAAACGGAGAAAAGUAUGACUGAGUUGCAAGUUGAGCAUAACAUGAAAUUCGAUUUUGCCAUGUCGGGCGAGGAGGGACGCGAAUUGCAUCCCAUCGAGGGUCCUGGUUUUACUGGUCUUAAGAACUUAGGCAACAGUUGCUACAUCGCAUCCGUUCUGCAAGUUCUUUUCGCAUUGCCCCCGUUCCAAAAAAGGUACUUCCAAGGCAUCUUUGAGCUGCAUAGUUCGACCUGCGAAGCCGCGAGCCCUGCAGACUGCUUUGAUUGCCAGAUGAGUAAGAUCGCCCACGGAAUGCUCUCGGGCCGGUAUGCUGUGUCAAGAUGUACUGGCGAAGAAAACGGGGCUAGAGAUGGCUCGCACGUUCCGGCCCAGGCUACCAAAUCUUUCCAGGAGGGCAUCAAGCCGAUGAUGUUCAAAGCAUUUGUUGGCAAGGGUCACCCCGAAUUCUCCACCAUGCGGCAACAAGAUGCCGACGAAUUCAUGCGAUACUUGUUCCAAUUCAUCCAACGCCAAGCUCGACAAAGUCCUGCUAAAGCAUCGCUCCUCUCCGCACUGGCCGAAAGCGAUUUGGAUCCAACGCUGCCUUUCAGGUUUGAACUCGAAGAAAAAUUGCAAUGCACAUCGUGUCAGUGUGUAAGGUAUCGGUACGAAGAGCAGGAGGCUCUCAGUCUUCCUGUCCCAGCUGUCCCUGUCACGCCACCUGCUGAACCGGAAUCGGCAGGAAUCACUCCUCCUGGCCAAACAACUUACCAGCCUGUAUCUUUGGAAGAGUGUCUCGAAAGCUUCACGACCCCUCAGACAGUCGAGUACAACUGUCCUCGCUGUAAAUCUAAAACGACUGCGUUGACAACCUCGCGUAUUGCCUCUUUUCCCAAAUAUUUGGCCAUCCAUACGCGCCGGUUUGCCAUUGUCAACUGGGUUCCUAAGAAGCUGGAGAUUCCUGUCAUCAUCCAAGGUCAUCAAGUCGAUUUAGAAAAGUAUUUCGGAAGAGGGAUUCAACCGGGUGAGGAAACAUUACCUGAGGUCGAAGAACGUGCACCCGAAGUAUCUGUAAAUCCGGAAACCCUAUCCGCCCUGGAAAGUAUGGGAUUUCCAACUGCAAAGUGUCGUAAGGCUAUCCUGGAAACAGGCGAUUCUGGAGUAGAAAGCGCCACGAGUUGGCUAUUUGAACAUAUGGAUGAUGUCGAAGUGGCAGAAGCACCGUCUGCACAAGUGUCGCACAACGAGGAGCAUGUGUCAAUGCUUAUGGAAAUGGGCUUCACAUCUAAUCAAGCUAAGAAAGCGCUCGGCGAAACUGAUGGGAAUGUGGAGCGAGCGGUUGAGUGGUUAUUUAGUCACCCGGAUGAUGACGGCUCGACGAUUGCGAAUGUGGGCUCGACAGUUACAAGCGAGCCAGCAGGCGCAGCGGUCCAAAACGGGACUCGAGUCGGCGAUAAGAGCCUCCCGGCGCGGUUCAAAUUGAGAGGCUUCAUCUCUCACAAAGGCCCCUCGGUCUUCAGCGGCCAUUACGUUGCUCACGUCAAUUCUAACCUCCCUGCUCACUCUCCUUCUGCCCUCAAAGGGGAACAUUGGGUCCUCUUUAAUGACGAGAAAGUCGCCGUUGCUGAACAGGGUCCUCUCAGUCACGAGGCAAUGGCACCCUUGGCCUACAUAUAUCUUUUCGAGAGAAUAGAAGAACAAAAAUGA